This is a messenger RNA of Carassius gibelio (silver crucian carp), 2465 nucleotides long. RefSeq names its product B-cell linker protein-like. Gene Ontology annotation, molecular function: protein binding. The transcript has 25 exons. Lineage: Eukaryota; Metazoa; Chordata; Actinopteri; Cypriniformes; Cyprinidae. The record is from RefSeq and is a predicted model, not a curated record. Gene Ontology annotation, biological process: cell surface receptor protein tyrosine kinase signaling pathway; intracellular signal transduction. The coding region runs from base 100 to 1686 and encodes 528 amino acids.
ACUUGCCUCAUACCAGCAAUAAAGAGCAGUAAAGCCUCUGCUAAAUGUCAGUCAUCAUCAGAGCUGGUUAAGAGAAGUUAGUCUAGAAAACUGACCAGGAUGAGUUUACCAACUAGAGAGCAAUGUGAAGGCUGGAGUCCAGCUCAGGUCGCCGCUUUUCUCAGUCAGCACAACAUGAAAGAAUGUGCAGACGCUGUGCAGAGAAACAGGAUUGACGGCUGUCGCUUUCUGAUGCUCUCGGACGGAGACCUCAACAAAUUCAGCUUCAUCCAUCGGCCGCAGCUCCAAAAAAUCGUCCAAGACAUAAAAAAGAAUGACGACAGCCUUUUCAACAGACUAAAAAGGUUUCAGACAGAACAAACAGCUAAUAUUCUCAAAACUGGGAGAAAUACAUUGGACCGAAUAAAGAAGAAAAGACCUCCGAAAGUACCAGUGCGAGACUAUCAAGGUGAAGCUCCAGAUUCUGAGAAGGACUCUGACUCUGAUUUUGACAGUGACACGUACGAGGACCCCCAGGGGGAACACGAUGAUAGCUACGAGCCCCCGCCGAGGCUGGACGGACACAUGAAGGGCUUUACGGUCAGCCCGUCCAUCACCAACACCAGAGGAGAGUAUGUGGACAGCUGUCGUGGUCGACCGGCGAAACCAAACCAUCCUUUCCAUGUGCAACAGAGACACAAACCCCCUCGACUGACCCACCGCAGCCUGCCGGAGGAAGAUGAUGACGAUUACAUCGAGCCGGAGGACCAGACAGUGGAUGAUAAUUACAUCGACCCCACUGAGAAAACAGCAUCAAAGCCGCUGGUUAACAGAGGAGCCAAACCAUCUGGAAAAAGUCCUGAUUUCUACGAGAUUCCUGAUAUGAAGGAGAAUUCUCCGUCUAAGACAAGCAGGAGUAACUCCAGUCUGCAACCCAGCACACAGGUGGCGCCACCUACAGCCAGUCCACGAGUGAACAUCAAAAGCCCAAAAAAUCCAGAACCACAGUCUGAGGACGAGUAUGAGAUGUGCGACGCAGAAGACAGUGUUAAUGAAGGGCCAGAGGAGACCACAGAGGCCUGCAGACCAUCAAUACCUACACCGCUACCUAGAGACCUGAAGAAACCUAAUCCUCCUUUGACACCGAAACCAAACAUUGCUCCCAGGGAGAGUGAAGCCACAUUAAUUAAAACAACACCAGGGACUAUACCACGAAGCCCAGCGGACACCAUACCGAGCCCUUCAGCAACAGGGUUCCAUCGAGCCAAGAUGCCUCUGCCUCGGCAGCUUCCCUCCCAGAGCAAAGGGAUGUUGGCUUCGGACAGCAGAUCAGCUAGAGAUGCUGAAGAGGAAGCUGGUGUGUAUAAAAAGGUUUGGUAUGCCAGCAGCUGUGACCGCAAGACAGCAGAGGACGCUCUCAUACGCUCAGCCAAGGACGGCUCUUUUCUGCUCAGGAAGAGCUCUGGUGUGGACCCACAGCAGCCGUACACCCUGGUGGUGUUUUACAACAGUCGCGUUUACAACAUCCCUGUCCGCUACAUCGCUUCCACCAAACAGUAUUCUUUAGGGAAAGAGAAACAAGGAGAGGAGCGUUUCAGCAGCGUCUCAGACAUCAUCGAGAACCACCAGAAGAAUCCUCUAGUGCUGGUCGACUCACAAAGCAACACCAAAGACUUCACCAAACUCAGACACGCAGUCAAGCCAUGAGACGUUCAUGACAAAUAUAACUGCGUUGAGAGGGUGCUGACAUUCGUUCGACCGUGUGGUAGUUUCACAUUCACCUUUAUCGGGGAUGGAAACAGAAAUGCUUGCAAAGCUGGAACAUGCUGCUACUUUUAUAACUUAUUUAGCCGAAUGACAGGUUACAGGCAGAGACGCGGUAUUUUUAUUUUGACGGAGACAAAAAAGUGUGUGUUGCGCAUUUAAAAAUACAGCAAACCACCCUGAAAAACAGGGAGAAGAGCAAUGAUAUAUAAAGAUAUACACAAAUACGGUACAGUUUAUGGGUGUAUGAAUCAUUGUAUAAACACAUUUGUUUUUAAUACAAAGGUGAGUUGAGUAAAAAAAAUUUUUUUUAACUUUUUAUUAAUUCAAGCGAUUGUUUUAUGUAUUAUGUUGUGUAAAAUUAUAUUGAUUUGCACUGUACAACCUUAAUUUCUUUUUUUUUUCUUUUUUUUAUUAUAAGGGGGAAUAUUUGUCAUGUGGGAACUGUUACAAAUAUAUUUGUAUAUUUUGUAUAAUAUACAAAUUUUCUACAAAGAUACUUUUGGAGCUACUUUACAGGAGUAUGUCGUCUAAAACUAGUAAAAAAAACAAGCCAUAAAAAAAAAAAAUCUACAACAUAGAAGCUACAGUUGGUUCUGUGGCUUCAUUUGUUCUGUAAUUUCAUUUACAUCACUUUUUAAGUUGCAAUAAGAGGGGAAAACAUGUACGUCACCGCAAAUUAAUUUGCCUUAUAAAUGCUAAAUAAAUGCUUGUUUUCUCUA